CACGCAGGCUGCACGCUCUCGCAGCCUACGCGUGCAUAACGCCAUUCGUGCGUACUUCAGCAAUGCGACGAGCAUUCCUGUGGAGGCUCAGCCUGUUUCUAGCAAGCACGGCUGCCACCAGCCUCUCGGCAACGCAACUCAUCCAGAACCAAAACUGGCAAGGGGCCGCAGUGGUCCUGGAACGCGACAUCAGCACGCAACGCGACGAGAACGUCCGAGCCCUGCAACGGACGUGCCUCGGCGAGUGCCGCGUCAAGCUCCACGACGACGCCGCCGCGCUGGACGCCUUUACCGGAGCGCUCGGCGACGACGCGAGCCUGGGCGCGGCGGCGCUGGGCCGGGGCCGGUGCCUCGCGCGGCUCGGACGUCUGACCGAGGCGUCCGAGGCGCUGCGGGCGGCCGCGUCGCUGGGCCUCGGCGACGCCGUCGUCGAGGCGGCGGCGUGCGACGUCCGCGGCGACGACCGCGCCCGCGCGGUCGCGUGGCUCGAGGAGACCGCGUCGCGCGACGACGCGCGGGCGCUGCUGGCGGUCCUGCGCGGCCGCCUCGAGGACCCGGCGCUCGCGGAGCGGUCGUUCCUGGCGCGCUACGCUUUUACUGGCAGUACAAACGCGCCGCGGCUCGAGCGCGUCGCGGCGAACGCGUGGUGCCUCCACCCGCGCGCCUGGGACGAGCUCGACGACAAGGUAUGUUUAAAUGAUGCGAUCGCGGGCUCGGACGACGCGGCCCUCCGAGCCGCGUGGCCGCAAAGCCACGAGCUGCCUUCAGACCAACUCGACGGCGGCGCCUGGGUGGUCAAGCUGCGGCGGGGCUACGGCGGCGCCGGCGUCGUUCUCUACGACUCCGGUAAAGACGUGCCGCGCGACGCUCAAGGUCUGGCGCAGCGCUACGUGCCCGCGCAGCUCGAGGGCCGGGCCUGGUCCCUCCGCGCGUAUCUGAUCGUCCGAGCCGACGGCGUCUACCUGAGCAGGAUCGGAGUCGUGCGGUUCGCGGUCGACGGGAGCAUCGCGACGAACGCGGCGCGAGCGGUGCUCGCCAAGGGCGCGCCCGACGAGCGCGAUUUCGCCUGGGCGCGGCGGCGGCUGGGAGCCCAGUGGGACGCGCGGACGUGGCCGCGCGUCCGCGACGCCGCCCGCGGUGUUGCAAGGCUCGCCCGGCGGGACGACGACGCUGCCUGGCCGGGCCCGAUACCUCCAAAGAUCGUGGGCCUGGACUUCGCCGUCGACGCGGCGGGCGAUGCCUGGCUGCUCGAGGUGAACCGGACGCCGGGCCUCGUUGGAAGGGCGGAGGUCGACCGCGCGGUCAAGGACGCCGUCGUCGACGCGGCCUGGGGUUGUUCGAGCGCUGACAUUUUGGAGGAGUUGUUGUUGUGA
Pelagomonas calceolata is the source of this 1373-nucleotide messenger RNA. The record is from the annotation of a GenBank genome assembly. NCBI's taxonomy places the organism in Eukaryota, Pelagophyceae, Pelagomonadales, Pelagomonadaceae.